Molecule: messenger RNA, 1430 nt
Organism: Plutella xylostella (diamondback moth)
Lineage: Eukaryota; Metazoa; Arthropoda; Insecta; Lepidoptera; Plutellidae
Source: RefSeq, a predicted model, not a curated record
UAAACGAUAAACUAUCAUUCAGUAUCGCUAUAAAUACAACAGCACGCACUCGUUUAUCAAAACGAUGUAAUUUUUAUUUAUUUACAAAAAAAUUAAACCGGAUCUGAAUUAAAGUACCAGGGAAGCAUGGAUUUCAAGGACAAAGUUGUGAUCGUGACGGGAGGCAGCAGUGGGAUAGGCGCAGCUAGCGCGAGACUAUUCGCAAGUCAUGGGGCCCUGGUAGCCAUAAUCGGAAGAAAUGUACAAAGACUAGACGCUGUUGCCAAAGACUGUGAAACCAAAUCUGGCAAUCUUCCCCUUCGAAUAGCAUUAGACCUAACCAGCAAAGGGGCUUGCGAAGAAGUGGUGAAAGCAACAGUUGAAAAAUACAAAAGGAUAGAUGUUCUAGUGAAUUGUGCCGGCAAAGGCAACAUGGCGUCACUAUUCGACGACAACAUCGACGGAUUCGACGAACUUAUAGCGUUGAACCUCAAAGUGCCGUACAGACUGACCCAGCUAUGCGUCCCGUACUUGAUAAAGACUAAAGGUAACAUAGUGAAUGUUUACGAAGCGCCAGUCAGGUCUCGACCAGGCAUGCUGCAAUUCAGUAUGGUUAGAGACGCCCUGGACAGAUUCACAAAAGCCGGAGCGGCGGAAUUAGUAGGAGAAGGAGUAAGAAUGAACGGAGUAAGAACGUGUAUGGUUCGCUCGAAUUUCCUCCAAAACUACAACAUACCUGAUGAUCAGAGAGAUGUGGUGAUAAAUAAUCUGGCAGAGCAAGUGAUGCCGUUCAAAAGGCCGAUAGAGGCGGAGGAAGUGGCUCGGCUGAUCGUGUUUACAGCUAGUGAUAUGUGUGCCAGUUUGAAUGCUACUAGUUUGUGUGUCGAUGGGGCUGCGUCUAGUUUUUAAAACAUGGCUACUACUUAACUAUUUCCGAUAUUGACAGAGUCAUAUAUGUGUCAUUGUUAGGAGGACCAAUACCAACGCAGAUAUAAAAUACGUGGACUAAUAGCAAAGCAGUUAAACAAUUUCAGUACUCGUUAGAAUACUAUAACAGAAAAAACAUAGAUUUUCGCCCUAAGAUCAAUGGGUUUAAGUUUAAAUCAAUGUGGAUCCAUAUUUCCAUAGGCCUGUUAAGGGUCAAAGGCGAAUGGCAUGUUAUGCUAAUAAAUGUAUUCAUGCGAUAAGACUUCAUAAGACUUAUGCGAUAUUGUGUAAGUUCCUCGUCUGUCUAUCAGAGGCGAAUAAUAUAACAUCUUGCUCCGAGAAAAUUAAUGUAUUUUUUUAUGUUUCACACGCACUUAGCUCUAAAAGGUACUUUUUAUAUUCUGUAACGGUUUCCUUGAAAGCCUAAGUUGAAAUCAUGUUCUCAUUCAUAAUUCAUGUUUCUAAUGGAUAGCUGCGAAUUAUGUCUUCAUUUGUAAAUAUAUUUUGUAUUUUAAUUUUGGAAA